Messenger RNA from Linepithema humile (Argentine ant), 941 nucleotides. Its product is annotated as transmembrane protein 199. NCBI's taxonomy places the organism in Eukaryota, Metazoa, Arthropoda, Insecta, Hymenoptera, Formicidae. The record is from RefSeq and is a predicted model, not a curated record. Gene Ontology annotation, cellular component: endomembrane system. Gene Ontology annotation, biological process: vacuolar proton-transporting V-type ATPase complex assembly.
UAUUAUUGUGUCUUAAUACUUCAGCAUUUAAUAAGAGAAUUUAAUUUAUGUAAUUUUUUUUUUUUUUAAGAGAAAAGUGUGUAUAGAAUUAACAUAAAUAUGCCAUUAGAAUCAAUUGUGGAUCCUACGAUAAGAGUAAAACCAUCCGUAAAAUUGAUAAAUUUUAUCUUGAACAAUGUAAAAAACAUAGACAAUGCACCGGAUGGUAUUGCAUCGUUACGCAAAUCUAAAAAAUCUAAGAAAGAAAAGAUUGCAAAUGUUAUAUUAAAAAUCGAAGAUCUUAGGUGGUUACAUAAAUAUUUAAUUGAGUAUAGAAAAAGUGCAACAGAAAAGAUUUAUUUGCAUGAACUUUUUGAUGAUUCCAAUGUGAUAUUACCAACUCCAAAGGAGAUACCACGAAAUCCAGAAUUGGAGGCUAGAAUACAAAAGUUGACAGCGCAACAAAAUAGUAGGGAGUAUCAAGCAAUGACAAAGAGCGUUGAUUCCAUUCGGAAAUUUCUACCAGAAGACAGCAUUGCAUAUCAAAUGAAGCAGAUAAAUAAACAACUGAUCGCUGUUGCACAAUUUGUAUUUUCUGUAUUAGCUGGCUUUGCCUUUGGAUUCAUAGGAGUAGAACUCAUAGUUGGAAAUUUAGACUUUGGAUUUAGAUUACUCCUGGGUAUAAUUUGCGCGCUAAUCAUAGCGUUAGCUGAGAUCUAUUUUCUAGCUGUAAAAUUAAAUGAGGAUGUCUUGGAUGUUACAUCUAUAUCAAGAAAAAUGCAUCAAGACUAAUACUAUAACCCAAGUAUCUUAAACAUACAUAUAUUAUAAGAACAACCAAUUUAAAUAUUAACACGUAAAUUAAUCAACAAGUUCAUAUUGUACACGUAUAAAAUUUUUAAGAAACGUGCCGUACAUAUACCGCUAAUAAUUGUUACAUGAUAUGAAAUUUUAAAGGCCAA